Scedosporium apiospermum is the source of this 1104-nucleotide messenger RNA. RefSeq lists its product as uncharacterized. NCBI's taxonomy places the organism in Eukaryota, Fungi, Ascomycota, Sordariomycetes, Microascales, Microascaceae. The record is from RefSeq and is a predicted model, not a curated record. Bases 1 to 1104 code for a protein of 367 amino acids. Gene Ontology annotation, cellular component: eisosome filament; plasma membrane. Gene Ontology annotation, biological process: endocytosis; eisosome assembly; negative regulation of protein kinase activity. The transcript has 5 exons. Gene Ontology annotation, molecular function: lipid binding.
AUGCAUCGCACAUAUUCUAUGCGCAGGACUCGGGCGCCAACCGCGUCGCAAAUCCAGAAUCCUCCUCCGCCUCCGUCGAGCACAAAGUCCGGAAGAAUUUUUGGCCGUGCCUCGCUCAGUCAUGCACUUCGAGGUAGAACCGCAGGCGCCUUCGGGCCUGACCUUGCGAAGAAGCUUACUCAACUCGUCAAGAUGGAAAAGAACGUCAUGCGCAGCUUGGAACAAGUAGCUAAGGAGCGCAUGGAAGUUGCGCACCAACUCUCAAACUGGGGCGAAGCUUGCGACGAAGACGUUUCCGACAUUACCGACAAGCUCGGCGUUCUCCUUUACGAGAUCGGCGAGCUCGAAGACCAACUUGUCGACCGAUAUGAUCAAUACCGCGUGACGAUGAAGGGUAUCCGAAACAUCGAGGCGUCGGUGCAGCCGUGCCGCGACCGCAAGCAAAAGAUCAUGGACCAAAUCGCCCAGCUCAAGUAUAAGGAACCCAACUCUCCCAAGAUUGUCGUCCUCGAACAGGAACUCGUCCGAGCCGAGGCCGAAUCGCUCGUUGCCGAAGCUCAAUUGUCCAACAUUACGCGCGAGAAAGUCAAGGCCGCCUAUUCCUACCAGUUCGAUGCACUCCGGGAACACUCUGAGAAAGUAGCAAUCAUCGCCGGCUACGGAAAACACCUUUUGGAUCUGAUCGACGACACCCCGGUAACGCCGGGCGAGACGAGAGCAGCUUAUGACGGUUACGAAGCCAGCAAAGCCAUCAUUCAGGACUGCGAGGACGCCCUCACUAACUGGAUUACCGCGAAUGCUGCUGUUCACUCUAAACUAUCUGUCCGUGCCCGAACACUAUCUCAACGUCGCCGCAACCAUAUUCGAGCCCGCAGCGAAGGCCUAGAUCUCUCGGGGCAGGAUGUCCCAAUGCACGACCAAGACUCUUGGGAAGUUGCUAGAACCGAUGAUGAGGACGAAGACGAAGAUGAGGAACAAGAGCACAGGCUGCACGAUAAAGAGGACCUAGAUUCUGAUGACAAUCGUGAAUCGGUAGCGUCGAGCAGCCGCGUCAACGGUAAUGGUGAGGCUAGAGGGCGCAGCAAGGAAGUACACGCUGCAUGA